UGCGGCAAUGGAAGCCGUCUAGGGCAAAGUCCUCGCAUUUCUCACCCUAAUCCCGCCAAUCCGAGAAGCAAAUCGAGAUUCCCAAAAACCCUAGCAAUCACCUUCAUGCCUCUCAAUCGAUCUCAUUAGUUGCAUCCCAGAACCUCGAAAAGCUUCAAGUUUUUUCAAGCUCUUCUUUUUCCGGUUUGAUCGAAGAUGACUGAGCCAUCGAACGUGAUUCACAUUCGGAACGUAGGGCAUGAGAUAACUGAGAAUGAUCUGCUUCAAUUAUUGCAGCCAUUCGGUGUGGUCACAAAGAUUGUAAUGUUGCGGGAGAAAAAUCAGGCUCUUCUCCAGAUGUAUGAUGUGUCUUCUGCUGUUACUACCCUGCAGUACUAUGGAAAUAUGCAGCCAAAUAUAAGGGGAAGGAAUGUUUACAUGCAAUUCUCUUCACACCAAGAACUAACAACAGCAGAGCAAAGCUCACAAGGACGAAAAGUAGACCAGGCUGAAGAUGAUCCGGAACGAAAGUUGAAAAAGGAGUUAAAGGCAAAACUGAAGGAAGAAAAAAAACUGAAGGCUGCACAGAAAGCAGAAGCCGCCAAACUCCAAACACAGAAGACAACCGAUGGACUUAAAAGAAGCGGGAGGAAACAAACAAAGAAAGAUGCUGAUGAAGAGAAUUCUGAGGUGUUCCUAGAUCCAGAGACUGUCAUAGGAGAAAAGAAACGGCUUUCACCUCAAAUGGCUAAGCAAUAUAAUCCUAGUGUGGUUGAAAAAUCAUGGUAUGCUUGGUGGGAGAAGUGCGGCUUUUUUGUGGCAGAUGCAAGCAGCUCUAAACCUCCUUUUGUGAUUGUUCUACCACCUCCAAAUGUGACUGGGGCCCUUCACAUAGGCCAUGCCCUUACUGCUGCUAUACAGGAUACAAUUAUUCGGUGGCGCAGAAUGUCUGGUUAUAAUGCAUUGUGGGUGCCAGGAAUGGACCAUGCUGGUAUAGCAACCCAGGUGGUUGUGGAGAAGAAGCUAAUGCGUGAAUGCAAUCUAACAAGGCAUGAUAUUGGGCGUGAGAGAUUUGUAUCCAUGGUUUGGGAAUGGAAGAAUCAGUAUGGUGGCACAAUAUUGAACCAGGAACGCAGGCUUGGUGCGUCACUUGAUUGGUCUCGUGAGUGUUUUACUAUGGAUGAUCAAAGGUCAAAGGCAGUGACAGAGGCUUUUGUGAGACUGUAUAGAGAAGGCCUAAUCUAUAGGGAUAAUCGUCUUGUGAAUUGGGACUGCACAUUACGAACAGCAAUAUCUGACAUUGAAGUUGAUGUUAAAGAAAUCAAAGAGGAGACUUUGUUAAAGGUUCCUGGGUAUCAGUCCCCAGUUCAGUUUGGUGUAUUAUUGUCAUUUGCUUAUCCUCUUGAGGAAGGUUUGGGAGAGGUGGUUGUUGCAACUACCAGAAUUGAGACAAUGCUUGGCGACACUGCAAUUGCUAUCCAUUCUGAAGACAAACGAUAUAAUCAUUUACAUGGAAAAUUUGCCAUCCAUCCUUUUAAUGGGAGGAGACUUCCCAUAGUUUGUGAUGAUAUCCUUGUAGAUCCUAAUUUUGGUACCGGGGCUGUGAAAAUCACCCCUGCUCAUGAUCAUAAUGAUUAUGAAGUUGGAAGGCGCCAUAAUCUUGAAAUCAUCAAUAUAUUCACAGAUGAUGGAAAGAUAAAUUCUAAUGGCGGCACACAAUUUGAAGGGAUGCCACGCUUUAAAGCUCGUGUGGCCGUGACUGAGGCUUUGCAGGAGAAGGGACUUUAUAGAGGUGUUCAAAAGAAUGAAAUGAAACUGGGUAUAUGUUCAAGAAGCGACGAUGUUGUGGAACCAAUGAUAAAGCCACAAUGGUAUGUCAACUGUAGUAGCAUGGCAAAGCUUGCGCUUGAUGCUGUGAUGGACAAUGAUAACAAAAAGAUUGAAAUAAUUCCAGAGCAUUAUGAACUUGAGUGGAAGAGAUGGCUGGAGAAUAUUCGUGAUUGGUGCAUAUCAAGGCAGCUUUGGUGGGGACACCGGAUACCUGCUUGGUAUGCUGUUCUGGAAGAUGACCCAUUUAAAGCUGUUGGAUCUUAUGAUGACCACUGGGUGGUGGGAAGAAAUGAAGAGGAAGCAGUUUCUGAAGUUAAGCGGAAGUUCCCAGGAAAGGACUUUCAGAUUACUCAAGACCCUGAUGUAUUGGAUACAUGGUUUUCGUCUGGACUCUUUCCAUUAUCGGUGCUUGGUUGGCCUGAUGAUACAAAAGAUCUUCAGGUUUUCUAUCCAACUUCAGUUCUUGAAACUGGGCAUGACAUCCUAUUCUUCUGGGUUGCUAGAAUGGUGAUGCUUGGAAUGAAACUUGGUGGCGAUGUUCCUUUCAGGAAGGUUUACUUGCAUCCAAUGAUUCGUGAUGCUCAUGGCCGUAAGAUGUCCAAGUCCCUUGGCAAUGUUAUUGAUCCACUUGAAGUAAUAAAUGGUGUUUCUUUAGAAGGACUUCACAAACGACUUGAGGAGGGUAAUUUGGACCGGAAGGAAUUGGCUAUUGCAAAAGAAGGACAGGUGAAAGACUUCCCAAAUGGUAUCCCAGAAUGUGGUGCUGAUGCCCUCCGAUUUGCUUUAGUUACUUAUACAGCUCAGGCUGAUAGGAUAAACCUGGAUGUUCAAAGAGUCAUUGGGUAUCGUCAGUGGUGUAACAAGUUAUGGAAUGCCCUGCGUUUUGCUAUGAGUAAGCUGGGAGAUCAUUACGUUCCACCUCAGACACUUGUGUUGGCUUCUAUGCCUUCCAUUUGCAACUGGAUUCUUUCUGUCCUCAACAAAGCUGUUGAGAAAACUGUCACAUCUUUUGAAGCAUAUAAAUUCUCAGAUGCAGCAAGUGCAGUGUAUUCGUGGUUUCAGUUCCAGUUUUGUGAUAUAUUCAUUGAAGCUAUUAAGCCUUACUUUUUCGAGAAUUCAGACUAUGAAUCUGCAAGGGUAGCGGCUCAGGAUACCCUGUGGGUAUGCCUGGACACUGGCCUGCGUUUGCUUCAUCCCUUGAUGCCAUUUGUCACUGAAGAGCUUUGGCAGCGUCUUCCCCAGCCAGCAGGAUGUGGUGCAAAGAAAGAAUCGAUUAUGAUAUCUGAUUAUCCUUCUGUUGUGGAGGCAUGGACAUAUGAACAAGUUGAGAGUGACAUGGAAAAUGUGGUAAAUGCCGUGAGAACACUUAGAUCAUUGCGUCCACCCAGUGAUAGAAAUGAAAGACGUCAAGCUUUUGCGGUUUGCCGAGGAGAAGAUAUUGCAGCUGUCAUAAGAAGCUAUAACUUUGAGAUAUUGACUCUUGCUUCCUUGUCUUCUUUAAUGGUUGUUGCAGAGGGUGACAGUAAGUUGACUGGGUGUGGAUGUGGAGUUGUGAAUGAAAAACUUUCUGUAUAUUUGCAACUUCACGGAUCACUUAAUGUGGAUGUCGAACUUACAAAACUCGCAAGAAAACGUGACGAAAUACAAAAAUUGGCCAAUACAUUGUCACAGAUGAUGAAUUCUACAGGCUACAAGGAAAAAGCUCCUGCCAAUAUCCAAGAAGAUGACAUCAAGAAGCUAAAUUCUUAUAUGGAGGAGCUAAAGAUCAUCGGCGAAGCUGAAAAAGACCUUGAACACAUGAUUGAUGGACAAAAGUGAUCAAACUGAUUGAAACUUGUUACACUGGUGUUCCCUUGAUAUUUUUCUGCUCCCUGACAGUGGGAGGAGAUACCUGAAAUGUCAGCUGGCCGUUGCUCUCUCAGCAUAUAUAAUUGUUUCUUGGAUUUUUGAUUAUUCUAUUAUAUUAUUUAUAACACUAUCAUUAUCAGAACCCUUAUUUAUUCUCAAGUGUCUCAUUGUGUUGAAUUUAAUUUCCCAGAGGACCAUUUAGCAGUUCUCUUCCUUUGUUUUCA
Molecule: messenger RNA, 3881 nt
Organism: Dioscorea cayenensis subsp. rotundata (Guinea yam)
Lineage: Eukaryota; Viridiplantae; Streptophyta; Magnoliopsida; Dioscoreales; Dioscoreaceae
Product: valine--tRNA ligase, mitochondrial 1-like
Biological process (GO): valyl-tRNA aminoacylation
Cellular component (GO): cytosol
Molecular function (GO): ATP binding; aminoacyl-tRNA deacylase activity; RNA binding
Source: RefSeq, a predicted model, not a curated record